UCACUUCUUGAUUAUCAAUCUCUUUCUGCAUUUCAUCUUUAUUCCAAAGUAAAAGAAACGAAAUGGAAACCACCGGAAAAGCAAAGAAGGGUGCCGGAGGAAGGAAGGGAGGUGAUUCAAGGAAGAAAUCAGUGACAAAGUCCAUAAAGGCCGGUCUUCAGUUCCCAGUCGGUCGUGUUGGUCGUUACUUGAAGAAGGGAAGAUAUGCUCAAAGAGUUGGGUCUGGAGCUCCAGUCUAUUUGGCAGCUGUUCUUGAGUAUUUGGCGGCUGAGGUUCUUGAGUUGGCUGGUAAUGCUGCGAGGGAUAACAAGAAGAAUAGGAUUAUUCCAAGGCAUCUUUUGCUUGCAGUGAGGAAUGAUGUUGAAUUGGGGAGGUUGUUAUCUGGUGUUACUAUUGCUCAUGGUGGAGUUCUUCCCAAUAUUAACCCGGUUCUUUUGCCAAAGAAGAAUGAGAAAGUGGCCAGUGAAGGGAAAUCUCCAUCUAAGGCAACCAAAUCACCGAAGAAAUCAGCUUAGAUUCGUGUUUAAUGGUUUAUGUUCUUACUUUACUUAUUAGGGAUUCUGUAGUAAGUUGAAGUAAUUGGCUUUUGUUUAAAGUAUAUUUGAUGAAAAUUAGGGCAGUCGUCAAUCUAUUGUAAUUCCUAAUUACUUAAUAUCAAAAGGUGUUUUUGAUUUUA
Messenger RNA from Impatiens glandulifera, 676 nucleotides. RefSeq names its product probable histone H2A.1. The record is from RefSeq and is a predicted model, not a curated record. Gene Ontology annotation, molecular function: structural constituent of chromatin; DNA binding; protein heterodimerization activity. Bases 63 to 515 code for a protein of 150 amino acids. The transcript has 2 exons. NCBI's taxonomy places the organism in Eukaryota, Viridiplantae, Streptophyta, Magnoliopsida, Ericales, Balsaminaceae. Gene Ontology annotation, cellular component: nucleosome.